AUGUUGAAAGCAAUCAUGCCAGUUGUUGUUUUCAUUCUUGGUGUAAUAGCUGGACUUGAAAUGAUGAGCUGCGGGAUGCUUCUGAUAAUGCCAGUGGUGCCAUCGUGUGAGAAGAAAAUCGGCUUAAAGGGUGGCUUAUUUGCAUGGACAAAGUUUUUGGAAGCCAAGGAAUGUGCGGAAUCGAGUCAAUCUAUACAUGAUAAAAUCUUCGACUGGGACAAUUCAGCGGGUAAAGAGGCAUUCCACAACGCGAAAAACCGGUUUUAUGCUCAAAAGAAUGGCCUUUCCUAUCCCAAUCCUGUGCCAAAUCCUGAUAUGUACAUAGUUGAGAUAGAUUGGGAUGCAAAAGUAGAUCCCGAGCUCCAGUACUCGAGGUCGGUUUCAAACACGGAUGAAGAUGAAGAUGAAGACGAUGGAAAAGCAAAGAUACCAGAUUGGUAUCACAUACGUAUUGAAGAUAUCAAGCCUACUGGAUGGGACAUUGAUAUUUCCCAAGAAUUUUCAGGAGUGAUGACUGGAAUUUGUAAUGAGAUUUUUGUGAUUAUAGCAAAUAGAUGGAAUCAGGCCAUUUACAAUGCAUCUGUGUAUUACUGGCCUGGUGCUGCAAAGUACAUGAUCUAUCAACUACAACAAGAAGAGGAUGGGAGGAAACAGCACAAGGGAGCUAUGAAAAUAACCAUCAUGAAAAGAGCUUUAAAAGCAUCUGGUCAAACUGAUCUUUCUGGCAAUGCAUCGAGGGACAUCCUGUUAAUGCACAAACUUGGUGAGACGAUAUCUCCAAUGAAGGAGGACUUUAUCAUGGUUCACUUGCAACAUGCAUGCUCGCACUGCUGCACUCUAAUGGUAUCUGGAAAUAGUUGGGCUUGCAAACAGUGCAAAAACUUUCAGCUUUGCAACAACCUUUCUCCCUUCUCCCUUACCAACAAGACUCAUUUUGCCCAUCCUUCCUCAACCUCCCUCCUGAUAUAUAUCUUCUGUCAUCCCAAUUGGUGUCAUGUUUGCUAUGACUUUUUGGCUUGGAAACACUGCUUACCUCUCUAUAUAUUUGUUGCAUUUGCUCAAAUGUUGAAAGCAAUCAUGCCAGUUGUUGUUUUCAUUCUUGGUGUAAUAGCUGGACUUGAAAUGAUGAGCUGCGGGAUGCUUCUGAUAAUGUCAGUGAUUAGUUUUGGUGUACUGGUAGCUUCAUACGGGGAAGUAAAUAUUAUCCGGGUCGGUGUUUUUUACCAAAUGAGAGGUGUUGUUGGAGAAGCUUCGAAGCUAAUAUUUUUGGAGAUUUUGGUGAAAAUGAAGGGUCUCAAACUAAAUCUCAUAUCCGUGAUAUACUACAUUAGCCCCUGCAGGCAUACGGCAUUUUUUUGUACCCAAUGGCUCAUUCUCCAGCUCAUUCCUGAUGCCCUGGCUGUUCCCAUUUUCAAAAUGACUGAUCAUAGGGUGUUGAUUUUUGGAUCAUUUACAGAAGACGAGUUAAGAUCCUUGCAAUGCGAGCCAUCACAGAAUAAUACAGAAAUCUUAUUUGGCUCUUUGGAUCCAGCAACUUUACGAUCCGUGGGCAUUUCAAAUACUAGUUUGACUGAGAUUUAUUCCCCUAAAGGGUAUGAGCUGUUAAGGCCAGCUCGAAUAGAAAAUACUUUUAGGAUCCCUAGAAAUGCUGAAAAAUCAUCACACUUGGAAGUUCCUUUUGUGCAGAAAAAUGGGUGCGCCAAUGAUAGAAGUCCAAUUGAGGGUUAUAUGACAAAAGAACUAAAACCUGCGUGUUUAAAUUCGAAUAAUUCUUGUGACUUGUCAAACGACUCAAACCAACAGAAAAGUAUACAGCAGCUCAGUUGUGAGAGAGCUACUAAAUUGUCAUCCUCCUUGGAUGAUGUAGUUUUGGAUGAUUCAACAGAAGGUUUUGACAUAGUGGAUUCGAACAAAAGUAUUACCCAGGCAUCAAAUGGGCCAAAUUCAAUUGCUAAAAGUUUUCUACCUCGAGGUUUAGUCAACCUGGGGAAUCUAUGCUUUCUCAAUGCAACUGUCCAGGCCCUUCUCUCUUGUUCUCCGUUCUUUGAACUUUUGCAUGAUAUAAGAAAUCAUAAUAUACCAAAGAUUGGAUAUCCAACAUUAUGUGCAUUUGUUGAAUUUAUCUCUCACUUCGACGUGCACAAUGAUUCAAGCUCCAAGAGGAAUGAGAAAACUAUCCUGGAGACUGGACAGCCAUUUCGUCCUGUCAUGUUUGAAUCCAUUCUGAAAAGUUUCACUCCAGAUGUUCCAGAUAUCCUGUCUGGCAGGCCAAGGCAAGAAGAUGCUCAGGAGUUCCUAAGUUUUGUAAUGCAUCAAAUGCAUGAUGAAUUGCUAAAACUUGAUGGUCAAGUUCCAGAAGGAAAAGGAAAAGCAACCUCCUUGGUUUCUUCUACUGAUGAGGGUGGAAAUGAUGAUUGGGAGAUGGUUGGCCCGAGGAACAAAACUGCAAUCACAAGAAGACAGACUUUCAUCCCUUCAAAAUUAAGUGAAAUUUUUGGGGGUCAAUUGAGAAGUGUCGUGAAGGCAAGAGGUAGCAAAGCAUCAGCUACUAUACAGCCAUUUCUUUUGCUCCACCUUAAUAUUUUUCCCGAGCCUGUGCGUACAAUAGAAGAUGCACUUCAAUUGUUUUCUGCACCAGAAACACUGGAAGGGUACCGAGCAUCAGCAGCUGGGAAGUAUAUGGACCUUCAUAGUUGCAGUGAUAAUGCUUAUGAUUCAAAGGGAAAUCUUAUUUAUUUUCUUUUUGACGAGAAGAAACAAUUAUACAAUGAAAAUGUACCUGUGCAUUUCCCGUUGGAGCUUGUUCUUGGUCGUGAAUUGCUUGUCUCUCCGUCCUCUGAGGGUAGAAGAUAUGAACUUGUUGCAACGAUCACUCAUCAUGGACAGGACCCUUCGAAGGGACACUACACUGCGGAUGCACGCCAUCCAAGUGGCAAGUGGCUGCAUUAUGACGAUUCCUCUGUUUCACCUAUUCGUGAGAGUAAGGGAGUAGGAACAGCUGCAGCAAUGGAAUUAUUGAAGAUUGGUGCGUACGGACGAUUUAAAAGCCCAUUGGAUCUGUCUAUGGAUUGA
Molecule: messenger RNA, 3072 nt
Organism: Fraxinus pennsylvanica
Lineage: Eukaryota; Viridiplantae; Streptophyta; Magnoliopsida; Lamiales; Oleaceae
Source: the annotation of a GenBank genome assembly